AUGUCGAACAGCUAUACUUACGAUUACAUUAUAAAGUCAUGCCUACUUUUACAAUUCACGGAUAAACGGUUCCAACCAGCUCAUGACUUGACGAUUGGAGUAGAGUUUGGAGCACGUUUUGUUGAAGUUGAAGGAAAGAAAAUUAAACUCCAAAUUUGGGAUACGGCUGGCCAAGAGUCUUUUCGAAGUAUAACGAGAAGCUAUUAUCGGGGUGCAGCUGGAGCUUUAUUAGUCUAUGAUAUAACUAGGCGUGAAACUUUCGAACAUCUUCUCAUCUGGCUUGAAGAUGCUCGUCAACAUUCAAAUUCUGAUACAACCAUAAUGCUCAUUGGGAACAAAAGUGAUCUCGAGUCUAAACGUGUUGUUUCUUAUGCAGAGGGUGAGGCAUUUGCGCGGCAGCAUGGCUUAUUUUUCAUGGAAACUUCAGCAAAAACUGCAGAAAACGUUGAAGACGACAUAUACGAAAAGAUCAAGCAAGGCGUCUUUGAUGUCACAAAUGAGCUGAUAUGUACUGAUAAUGAAGAACUAGUAUUAAAGAAUUCUACCCAUAUAGGGAUCUAUCCUAUGGAAAAUGUUGAUAUAAACGAAACCGACAGUGAUAAAUGCAUUAAUGUUAACAGGACAAACUUUAAAAAAAUUUUCGAUAUAGCGAUAGUAAUGAACUAUACAAUUAGAUUGGUGGAAAUUGCCGAAUGA
This is a messenger RNA of Racocetra persica, 696 nucleotides long. The record is from the annotation of a GenBank genome assembly. NCBI's taxonomy places the organism in Eukaryota, Fungi, Glomeromycota, Glomeromycetes, Diversisporales, Gigasporaceae.